Molecule: messenger RNA, 3974 nt
Organism: Porites lobata
Lineage: Eukaryota; Metazoa; Cnidaria; Anthozoa; Scleractinia; Poritidae
Source: the annotation of a GenBank genome assembly
AGCUUGACUGAUGUUUGUUUUGCCGGAGUAGUGGGUGGUCCUACCAUAGUAGCCGCGCCUGCUGCUUUGACAGCAAUAGCGUUCACCGCAGCAGGAGUUGCCGCGGGCGACACAGUCAGCUUGUGGCUUCAGGUAGUGCGUUUGCACUGGGCCAAAGCGCACCGGCCGCUGGAAUAGGCCUUUUCAUAGUGAUGGAUUGAAGCGAGGCUGAUGGUGACCUUGGCUUGAUACAAACCUUCCCGCUUUAUGUGGUCACGUGGUCAUGGAGGGAGGACGUGGUUUUACGACCUCCUGCUAUUUCGCUUUACUCUGUCUAUUUUUACGAACCCCAGCAACUGAUUACAGUUACUCUGAAAGUCCACCAACAACUGUGACACCCAGCAUCUCUGUAAAUCUACAUAUCCUAUCUAAAUGGCAAUGUAGCGAGGAACUUCUCAUACUUCCAUCUGGACCACGUGGCGGCCAUCUUGUUUUGGAGGGACAGCUUCGAAGAAUUAAGUACUUUUCCACUCGAAUUAGAUAUCAUACGAAUGGAAUUUCUACUUUUAAUCCAUCUGCCUUUAAAAUUAUACGCAGUGCCGAUGUUGAAACUAAUCUAGGCGAUGAAACUGUCAAUAUUUCGUCUUCCAAUGCAGGAUCUUCACCUAAAAGUCUUCGAUGUUUACUACUCAAUGCUAGAAGUUUAAGAAAUAAGGUUCUUGACUUGCAAGUCCUGCUGCUUGAAGAUUACUUUCCGGUGAUUGCUAUCACGGAAACAUGGCUUGAAUCUAGCUUCAUGGAUUUCGAAUUGGGUCUCAAUGACUACUGUGUUCAUCGCAAAGACAGACAAGAUCGUAGAGGUGGAGGUGUCUUAUUGGCAGUACAUGCGGAUUUACUUUCCAUAAGAACAAGGGAUCUGGAGUAUAAUGAUAAUAUUGAAACCAUCAUGGUGGAAAGUUGUCAGAAAUCAAAGGACAAUGUUCUUUUUGAAGUUUGCUACAGACCACCCAGUGCUGAUGUGGAGUAUUCUCUCAAAUUACGUUAAUGUCUGGAGAGAAUUGAGAUGACCAGAUUUGCUACCUGUUAUCUUGUAGGCGGCUUUAAUUUUCCAAGCAUAGACUGGCAUAGUUUAACUCCUACUUCAAGUGAUUUAUGUACUGUCGAUUUUUGUGACAUGCUUAAUGAUCAUUUUCUGGUAAUGUAAUUUCAAUCCAACAAGAAUGCUUAAUGCAACUGAUGACAAUAUACUUGAUUUAAUCCUGACCAAAACUCCUGACCUGGUUAGCGAUGUUGAGGUACUGACUGAUCACUAGAAAAUUAUAGAGGCAUUUCACUCUUAACUAUCUCUGGGAAAUGCCAGGAGAGAAUUGUGUACAAUGCUAUUUAUGAUCAAAUUGUUAGAUUCGUAUAUGAUUCUCAUCACGGGUUCCUAACUGGUCGUUCCUGCACUACUCAACUACUCUUAGUACGUCAUGAUUGGUUCAGAGUCUUGGACAAGAGAGGUCAAGUUGAUGUAGUAUUUAUAGACUUUUCAAAGGCUUUUGACCUUGUCUGUCAUAAUAUUCUAUUAACCAAACUUUACAAUUAUGGUGUCCAUGGAGACUUGCUAAAUUGGUGUAGAGAUUAUUUAACAGAACGUCAACAGCGUGUUGUAGUGAAAAGAGAGGCUUCCGACUGGUUAACCGUAACCUCUAGUGUCCAACAAGGUUCUUUGUUGGGACCAUUAUUCUUCAUAGCCUACAUCAACGAUUUACCGGGGGUAAUUAGUAAGGACAGUUCAAUUGCUUUGUAUGCUGAUGACAGUAAAAUGUAUAGGGUUAUUAGUACUCAAGAAGAUCUGUCUACUUUUCAAAGUGACAUAGAUAAAGUUUCAGAUUGGUGUAAGAUGAAUAAGAUGAGAAUCAAUACCAAGAAAUGUAAGAUCAUGCGAAUAACCAGGAAAAAGUCACCCUUAGCUGGGGAGUAUGAUAUUGAAGGUCAACCUUUGGAAAGUGUUAAUGUGUAUAAAGAUUUAGGAUUAUUUACUGCUAGUAAUCUUUCAUGGAACCAACAAGUAGAUAAAAUAACUGCUAAGGCUAAUAGGGUUUUAGGGUUGGUUAAGAGGACUUGUAGGGACUCAAAGGAUAUUGAUACCAUGAACACACUUUAUUGUAGUCUUGUGAGACCUUUAUUAGAAUAUUCAUGCGAAACUUGGAACCCUCAUACUAAACGUAACAUUGAUAAAUUGGAGGCUGUUCAGCGAAGAGCUACCAGAUGGAUCACUAGGUCUAAUGAUGAUUAUGAUAAUAGACUAUCUAAGCUAAAAUUGUUGUCAUUAUCUAAUAGAAGGUUCACUAGAGAUGUUACAUUUUUUUUUAAUGUAAUUAAUGGACAUUAUGAUAUUGACAUUUCAAAUAAGCUCAUAUUUUGUAAGGACAGAAAUACAGGUUGUAACUUGAGGAAAAAUGACACACAGGACCUUGUUCCAAAUUUUAGUAGAACUGAUGGUUUUAAAUAUAGUUUUUUCAACCGUAUUGUAAAUGAAUGGAAUAGUUUACCCAAUCAUAUUAGAGAAUCAAACAGUAUUGCAACUUUUAAAAACAAUGUUUUAAGCUUUAUUAAGGAUAACUAGUUAUUAUAUACAUACUGAGAAAUACUCACCAAAACUCACCAAAACUCACCAUCAGAGGAGCGAACGAUGGUUUUUACACGUGAAAAAAAUGAUACGUCCAAUCAGAAUCGCGAACGAUGUUUUUUCACGUGUGAGAAAAAUGAAACGUACAAUCAGAAGCCACAGAGGUGUGUGAGUUUCGCACCAAAAUUCCCGCCUUUUAUUGCAGCUUGCCGCGCCGCUUCGCACGCAUUCAACGAGAAAAGUUUUACUCAAAAAGUUUUUCUCGCUAAAAAAGUGAAAAACAUUUCGGAAAUAGAGUGGAAUAGUUUCGUUUGUUUCACUGUCGAUAAAGAAAACGGUAGAGAGCCGGCGAAACAACAGCGGAAAGGGAUAAACAGAACGAGACGUAAGCUUUUGUUGUGCUUUUUGUCGGAGCUACUUUGCCUUUCAUUUAAGCUUGAGCUUAAUUGAAACCUGCCAUUUUACUUAAAUUCACUCAUUUUCUAUUGUGCAUUGAGAACAAACGGUUAAGAUUACUUAUAGUUCUUGGAUUACCUCAUAUCCUCGUCGUCAUUUAUCUUUUUAACAAACGUUUUUACUAAUUUUAGCAUUUUUGAAAGAUUUAAAAUAAAAAAGCCGCCAAAAUGAUGAAUGUCUCAGUAUGUAUAUAAUAAACACAAUACCGCAUGGAAAGUGCUUUGUACGGUAUUUACGCACUCGUUGUUUUUGUAUCAGAAAUCUUACUCGUUCGCUGCGCUCACUCGUUCGAUUUCUGAUACGUCAACAACUCGUGCGUAAAUACCGUACGCCAGCACUUUCCAUGAAGUAUUCUCUAUAACAUUCAUAUUUCUAUUCGUAUAUAUUUUUCUUAUAUUUUAAUUAGUCGGGGCAUCUCUAGUAUGGCGCAUUGGCGCUUUUGGUUGUCUCCUUCUCCACAAUUUUUUUUUUCUUUUGGUAGUGUUAGCUUAUUUCAUUUCAUUAUUUGCUUGUAAUGUAGUGGAGUGAAUCUGUAAUAAUAAAUGUAAAUUAAGUGAUUCUUAUGCUAACUAGUAUUUUUCAAGGAUAAUUUCCAUAACAAAGCAAAUGUCGUUUGUAUCAAAACAAAGGGCGCGAUCCAUUCAACCAAAAUUCCGACCGGGACGACCGGGAAAAGUGGUCCACCUCAAAAGGUGGACCAGUUUUUUCGAAACUUUUUCGGUUGGACCGAACCGAUCCAUUGAGUUUUGGACCGAAAUUUCUGGAAAUUUUAAUUAGGUUGAAUGGAUCGCGCCCAAGGUCACCGUCAGCCUCGCUAGGGUAUUAAGCCACAACUGUAAAAUGGUCUAUUGGCAUGAAAGGUGCUGCAGGUCUUUUCUCAGCUGCUGCCGCAGGAACUUUUUAUGUGAGGAAGGAUGAAGAAUAG